Betta splendens (Siamese fighting fish) is the source of this 3293-nucleotide messenger RNA. It is a transcript of the gene pabir2, whose product is annotated as PABIR family member 2. The coding region runs from base 1024 to 1869 and encodes 281 amino acids. Gene Ontology annotation, molecular function: protein serine/threonine phosphatase inhibitor activity. The transcript has 10 exons. The record is from RefSeq and is a predicted model, not a curated record. Lineage: Eukaryota; Metazoa; Chordata; Actinopteri; Anabantiformes; Osphronemidae.
CGGGCGUGAUGAGGCGUUUAAUCCGUGACACGGUGCAGAGCGAAAAAGUUUACACAGGAAACCUACAAGAUGCGGUUCGCCACAUUCCGACCGAGCACGCCGGUGAAUGCAGCGGUUUCAUUGGACAGGUCGUUAAACGCUGAGAGGGGCGUGAAGUUUGCUGCUAGCUCCCGUGUGAUCAUCUGGGCUCCUGUUCAUUCUAAGCGGCGCGCUGCAGAGAACAAUUCCCAAACUGUGGAACUUAAUCUUUACAACAGGCGCGCUUUCGUUUACUUUUUUACGCCGUAGUAGCUGUAAUACUGUCGGACAGGAACUUUUAUUGAAAUGGUAAUUCUGUCCCUGGGUAAGACAUUGUGGCUCAUUGACGUUGAUGCUAACAUAGCUCGUUAGCUUUUGAUGCUAAGGCUAGGUGGCUGGGGUGUUGAAUCGACUAGCUAGCUAGCUGUACUGUUUUAGCUAGAGGCUUGACUCGCGUUGCAAGAAUAACUUAAUAGCAACGUCUGCGUUGUGUCUUAGGCGAACGUUAAUUUAGUAGUGAAAGCAACCAGCUAGUAAAACAUCUAAUCCGGAGCGCGGAUCUGCAGUAGCCAGGAGUUGAGCUUUUCAGUCGUCAACCAGUCCUUCCUUGCACAGGCAGACUAACGGGUGGGUAGCUAAUAGUUACCGGGCUUUGUGGGGCAUGCUAACCGCCCAUCAGAAAAGUUUGAGACUGGUCAUAACGUUUUAGGUAACGUUAGCAUAGGCUAGUUUUGCCUGGGCAUUUAGUGGUGUUAUGAGAAACUUGCAUUGACAAAUUAGCCAACGUUAAGUCGCCUCCGCUGUGGCGCACAGACGACAGGGCCUCGCAGACUCCUGUUGGUUCUUUUCAUUGAGUUAGCGAGUCUGCUCACUUGCCUUCUGAUUGAUGAUGUUUCGUCGAAACAUGUAAAGUUAGCAAAACUGGGAGGGCAACGAUGUAACAUCACGGAGGUGGUAAGCCAUUUUAAAUACAUGACCUGGUGACAAGCAGCGUUAGCUCGCAAAAUGAACGACUCGGGAGUGUUGCCUCAAGAGAAGAUGGAGCUGGAUCUGGAAAUCCCAUCUUCGAUGGUUCAGACCGAUGGACACUUGAGAAGAUCCAACAGUGCACCCAUGAUAAACGGCCUAAGCGAUAACUCCCAGGUGUUCCAGCGGGAGGUCCUGCGAAGUCGAAGAAAUAGCACUACAGUUGUCCACAGGCCUAACAUGGUCCCGUCAUCGCCCAUCCGUGUCCCCAGCUCCAGACUUCAUCAAAUCAAACAAGAAGAAGGUGUAGAUGUCAUGAACAGGGAAACUGCUCAUGAGCGGGAAGUACAAGCUGCCAUGCAAAUGAGCCAGUCCUGGGAAGAAAGCCUCAGUCUGAGUGACAAUGAUUUGGAGAAGUCUGCAUCUUCAUCCCCAAAGCGCAUCGACUUUGUGCCCGUGUCACCUGCCCCUUCACCAACCAGGGGGAUAGGGAAAAAGCAAUGUUUCUCUCCUUCACUACAAAUCCUUGUGAGCAGUAAUGGCCUUUCACCCAGUCCAAUUCCUAGCCCAACAAGACGUUUCAGUAGACGGAGUCAAAGCCCAAUUAACUGUAUCAGACCCAGCAUACUUGGACCAAUUAAACGUAAAGGUGAGACCGAGACAGAGAGUCAACCUAAGCGGCUCUUCCAGGGUACCACCACUAUGCUGUCUUCAGAUGUCUCUAACCUUUCAGAUAUUAGUUCCUGUCACUCCCCAGAUUUACUAGACGGCAGCCUCAGCAGCAUCUGCUCUUCUACCGACUCCCCAGGCAAAAUGGAAGGUGUGUCGCCCUCGUCAUCCAGCAACUCGCCCUACACAUCAUUACAGGAUUUGUCUCCAAAGUGAGUGUGGUGUAGCCAAAGACACUAAAAUUGAUCUGGGCAAAAAAAAAGCUUUCUCCAGGUUGUUGUCUUAGAUCACUCACUUUGCCAUUUCAUAGGUUUAGUUUUAAGGGCAGUUUUCCAUGCUGGCUGCCUGUAUUUGUGGAAACAUUGGAGGGGUCUAGAUAUGUUUUGAAUUAAAGAAAUGAGAUGUGGAUGAGAUGAUUUUGACAUGGAGGUAAGCCUAGUGACACUGGGAAUGUGUAAACACACUGUGAGCACCAGCUGCUAGUAGAGGAUCUUGGAUGGUGCUUGGCUUCUUGGUUUGGUCGUCAUAAGUGGCUGUCCUGCAAAUCUGUCCUACCAAUCCUCACUGGAGAGACAUUGAGCACUGGACAAAAAUGACUAAAUGGAUGUGUGCAGUUCUCUGCUUUAGUGCUAGAAAGUGUCAAUUUGUAUGUACGCAGUCUGCAGAUUUUGUAAGAGGAUUUAACUUAUUGUUUACCUGCUUUGUAAUUAUGUACAUAUUAAUCUUGUAAAAUGUCGUACAUAUUUUUUUAAGUUUUGCAUAGAGGUGAAUUUGAAAACAGGUCCGGAGCAGUUUUUUUUUUUGUUUGUUUUUGUUAAAGCAACAAACUAUUUCUUGGACAAAGCUGUGGAGAUUUCCUUCAUGCUAUUUACAAUUUACAACUUUUUUUUUACACUUCCCUGUGGUCUUUCAACACUAAAGGUUCCUCUGUGUCCUGGUUUGAGAUGUGUUUUGUAAAUAAGCAAAACUAUAAAAACCUUUUGUUUUCUUGGUGGCAAAAUGUUAUUUAUGGAAAAAAAAUAUUAAAAAACUUGGUGAUAGUUUUCUAUGCCCAGUAUAAGUGAAUCCAUUUGUAAUUUACACAAGAUCAACUGGCUGCUGGAUCAUACAGCAACAACAAAAUGGCACCAUCUCAUUGUGAGUAAAUAAGCUGCCGUCUUGUGGUUUCAUUUGAAUUUUUACUUAAUCUUCUUGCAUUUAAGUCUGUAAGACUUAGGCACAGAAAUAGGAAAACUCAACUUUCCUCUUUACAGUAAAUAUCCUAAGAUAUACAGUAUUUAGAGGUAAAGCCUGUACGAUGAUUGUUUUUUUUUUUGUUUGUUUUUUUUAACCAAAAUUUACUUUCCACUGUCCCAGCAUCCAUUCCCCCAUGGCUCUGUGGCCUCUAAUGUAUCUCGCAGUAGGAAGUAAUUGUAAAUCAUUUUAUUAUAGUGUGCCCUUCAAUUUACAGUGGUUGGAAUUUGUUUUGUUUUUUUCUCUGUAUUUACAUAAGCGCGGUCAGCUUGCCCUGUUGUUGAGAUAUUUUUUCCAAGAUGAUUUAUUUUCUUAGUCAUCUUAUCAAGGGGAAGCCUAUGCUUGUCUUUUGUGAUUGCCAUUGUAGCAGAUAGCAAGAUGAAAUAAAUUAUUUCUUUAUGCUUGUG